Messenger RNA from Durio zibethinus, 1867 nucleotides. RefSeq names its product geraniol 8-hydroxylase-like. Lineage: Eukaryota; Viridiplantae; Streptophyta; Magnoliopsida; Malvales; Malvaceae. Gene Ontology annotation, molecular function: iron ion binding; heme binding; monooxygenase activity. The record is from RefSeq and is a predicted model, not a curated record.
GAGAUGGACUUCUUGACAAGUUGCUUGUUUUGUCUUCUGUUGACCUGGUUCCUGGUUCAAGCUUUCCAUGCAAUUAGAAGGGGCAGGAAAGCAUGUCCGGACAAGCUCCCACCUGGACCGCGGCGGUUUCCAAUCUUCGGAAAUCUGUUCGAUCUUGGGGACAAACCCCACAAGUCUCUGGCUAAGCUCGCAAAUACUCAUGGUCCUGUUAUGAGUCUGAAACUAGGCAGCUUAAUCACGGUAGUUGUUUCCUCAGAAAAAAUGGCAAAAGAAGUCCUGCAAAAGCAUGACCUCACAUUCUCUAACCGAACUGUUAUCGAUGCUGCCCGAGCCUGCCAACACUAUGAAGUUGGGUUGCCUUGGAUACCCGUCUCACCACUAUGGAGAACUCUUCGCAAAGUAUGUAAUACGCAUCUUUUCACCAGUCAGAAACUCGAUUCCAAUCAGUUCCUGCGUCGCAAGAAAAUUCAAGAACUCAUCGCCAAUGUUCAGAAAAGUUGCCAGACAGGUGAAGCAAUUAACAUAGGCCAAGCAGCUUUCAAUACUACAAUUAAUUUGCUGUCAAACACUAUAUUUUCUAUGGAUUUGGUUGAUCCAAAUUCACCUAUUGCUCAAGAAUUCAGGAAAACGGUGUGGGAUAUCAUGGAAGUCGCAGGGAAGCCUAAUUUGGCGGAUUAUUUCCCUGUGCUUAGAAAGAUUGACCCGCAAGGUGUAAGGCGCAGGAUGACUAUCCUUUUUGACAAGUUGCUUGAUCUUUUUGGCAAAAUCUUUGAUGAGCGAUUGCAAUCAAGAAAAGCACAGGGUUCAACUGCAUCAAAAGAUGUUUUGGAUACUCUAGUUGACAUUAUUGAAGGCAAUAUCGAGAAGCUUAAUAAAACUCAUGUUACACAUUUGCUUUUGGUUUUAUUUGUUGCUGGAACCGAUACAACAUCAAACACAUUAGAGUGGGCAAUGGCAGAAUUACUUCAUAAUCCACAGGUUUUACUUAAAGCUAAGAAAGAAAUAGAGGAAGUUAUUGGCAAAGGAAAUCCAGUUGAGGAAUCGAACAUAAAUCGUUUACCAUACUUGCAAGCAAUUAUGAAAGAAACCUUCCGAAUGCACCCGACUGUACCUCUGUUACUCCCUCGCAGAGCUGGAGCAGACGCAGAAAUUUGUGGUUUCACAGUCCCGGAGGGUGCACAGGUGUUGGUUAAUGCAUGGGCUAUGGGUAGAGAUCCAAGCUUUUGGGAGAACCCAAAUGCUUUUAUGCCAGAGAGGUUCUUAGGAUCAGAAAUUGAUGUCAAAGGCAGGGAUUUUGGGUUCAUUCCAUUCGGUGCAGGACGACGAAUAUGCCCAGGACUGCCUUUGGCAAAUAGAAUGUUGCAUUUGAUGUUAGGUUCCCUUAUUCACUCCUUUGAUUGGAAACUUGAAGGUGGAAUCUCGCCAAAGGAUAUGAACAUGGAAGAGAAGUUUGGCCUCACACUUCACAUGGCUGAACCCUUGCGUGCUAUCCCUGUUCUAGUGUGACAACACUGUUUAAAUCGAAAUAAAACGUUCGUAGUUUGUAAUGCAUUUGCCGAGGACCAUUGGUGACUUGGUUCUCCUUAUGUGGACAUUUGCAGUCAAAUGGUCAAAACUCUACUUCUAUAUUGCUAUGAUCUUAAUUUGAGUGUUGCUGAUAUCCUUGUACUUCUCUUUGAUAUCAUAAUAUGGGAUUUAAUGAAAGAAAAUAACCUGAGAGAGAUUUGAUUGUUCUGUUCGUCUGUUUGUCUUCUCCCUUUACCAUUCCCACCAUAUUCAUUUUUAUUUUUGGCUGCCUAUAUAAGAUGAACAUUGGCAUAUGAGGUGAAUAUGUACAGAAUUCAUCUGUCAAUGAGUUCCUUAGUAA